Molecule: messenger RNA, 9510 nt
Organism: Myotis brandtii (Brandt's bat)
Lineage: Eukaryota; Metazoa; Chordata; Mammalia; Chiroptera; Vespertilionidae
Gene: CFAP47
Product: cilia and flagella associated protein 47
Exons: 67
Molecular function (GO): protein binding
Source: RefSeq, a predicted model, not a curated record
AUGCACACGCCAAGGGGCUCUCUGAUCCCUCGAGAAGUGGAGACUCCGAAGGAGUUGCAACUGCGGGUGACUCCGGUGGAGGUGAAGUUUCAGGACACGAUGGCGGGGAAGGUGUACCGCCAAUCAAUUACUGUCCACAAUGUGGGCCGCAGCAACCAGAAGAUCCGGUUUCUGGAGCCAGCCAAGCCACAGUUUAAACUGGUUUUGCCAAGUAUGGAUAAAGAAAUUGCUUCUGGACUUCAGAUGACAGCUAUGGUGGAAUAUCAUCCUAAUAAAAAUGAAGAUAUUUCUGACCAGCUAUUUAUUGCAGUAGGAAACAAAGCAGUAGAGGUCCCUCUUAUUGGGUUGAUUCCAGCCUGUCAAUUGGAAAUGAAGCCAGAUGUUGAUUUUGGCACUUUGGUUGCCAAUAGUAAAGUGUAUAGUAAAGAGGUUAAAAUAAUUAACCGUGGCAAGGCUCCAGGUAUGUUUACAACAAAAUACCAGGGCCAAUUACCCAUUGUAGUUUCUCCAAGUGAUGGUAUUGUGGAACCCAAGUCCUCGAAGAUUAUUAAAGUGGAUUUCUGUGCAGACCAGCCCAGCCUUGUAAAUGAAGUGGCAAUAGUGAGUUUGCAAGGUCGUCCAGAUGUACUCUUAUAUAUCAGAGUUCGUGUGGUUGAGCAGAUUCUUGAAUUGUUAAACAUGAAUGGUAAUCAAAAGCUGGAAUGCAUACACUUUGGUUGUACUUUCUUUGGAACAUCGAAGAUUGAACAUGCUCUUCUAUUCAAUAAUAGCCCAGAACUUAUAAAUUGGGUGGCAAUAAUACAAAAUGAUUCAGUUGGAGAAGAACUGGGUACAAAUAUGCAACAAAGAACAGAUGUUGCUAUAAAUAAUCUCGCCUUCAUAAGAAAAAUAAAGAAUUUGGAUAUUACCACCUUUAUCUCCUGUGUUCCUAAUGAAGGGAGAUUACCACCUUAUCAAAAGACUAAAAUUACACUUUGUUUCAGCCCAAAGGUAAUUACCGAAGGAAAAAAGGAUUAUGACCCUUCACACAGGCAAGACUAUGCUGUUUUUGUGAGAUUUGACUCUGUAGGAAGUAAGGAUGGGUUUUUGAGAGAUGAUAACUCUAAAACCAUCAAAAAUGAUCAAUUUCAGAAACUGGAAUUAGCACUGACAGGCUCAGGACUUCCUGUUAUAAUGCAGUUUAAUUCAGGAAGCUUUCUUACUUUCCCAACUUGUUCCUUUGGUGAAUCUUCAGAGAUUUCGUUUAUUAUGAAAAAUCGAUCCAAAUUACUUCCUGUGAUGUACCACUUUAGAAAAACUGCAAAUUUUAGAGUUAAACCUGAAAGGGGCAAUAUUGAUGCAGGAUGUAUUCAGGAAGUGACAUGUUCAUUCAUGCCACAUCAAGUUGGAGCCUUUACAGUGAAGCAGUACAUAGACUUUAUUGGCCCAGUGGCAGAUAAAAAUUUUCAAUCUUUAUUGCUGAGACCUUUUUAUCACAUACAUUUAGUUUUCAAGGGUGCCUGCAAAAUUUCCAACAAGAAAGUUGUGUUUCAAAUUAAUCCUGGCAUAUCCCCUAUCGCCACUAAUCCUACGGGCCAGUUUGUGGUCAAAGAUUUGACAAAAUACAAGGAAUGUGCUCCUGUUGCAAUGCUUCAAUCAGCCUUGACAACCAUUCACAAUCAUAAGUCAAGUAAAGAGUCAGUGCAGGAUGCGCUGAUAGCCUUUCCCAAUGACCGAACUGCAAGUAUCAGGCCUGGAGACCAGGAAAAACAUUUCAGGACGAUUUUCACAAAGGUUCCAAGGCAUAACUAUGUGGAUACUGAGUUUACAUAUACUGAUUCUGAAGUACUAAAGAAGAAAGCACAUGAAGACUAUUAUAAAAACUACAUUGACUCUUUAAGGAAGGCACGCCUGCAGAAAAAAGCAGGGAAGAGGUAAAAUGUGUAUGCAUAUGACGAUCUAGACAUAGGAUUAUAUCCAGCUUCAGGUCUGAAGUCACCCACACUCUUAAAAUCGGAUUUGGAAGUAGUGGUCCCACCUUUAAUACAAAGUGUCAAACCUUACCAAAUGCUAUGUACCAGGAAUAUAGAAACCAAGGAAGCAAAGGCUCUAGAAAGAAAGGUUAUCAGAGCACUUAAAUCGACCCCAUCCACACUUUCUGAAAAACGUGAUUGCAAAUUAAUUUUGACACCAAAGCAAAUUCAUCAAGUAAUCGUUGGGCCCUCUGUCCUUAAUUUUGGUGAUAUUUGUGUGAACUCCAUAAAUACUCAUCGACUGCAUGUUGUUAAUAUGCUACCUAAGUAUAUUUUGCUCCAUUUAGAUGUUAAUUUGAAAGAACUUCAGAAAACCAAACAAUUUUCAUAUGUGAUUCCACCUUCAUCCAGUACUCAUAUUUCAGUUAUAUUCCAUUCUUCCACUGCUGAAAAAUUUUGGAAGUCUUUCACCUUUAGAGUGAACAAUAUACCUGGUGGGCACCUCCUAGUGAGGGCAAAUAUCAUGCCAGUAAGACUUGAGCUAUCUUCUGAUGAGGUAGUGUUAAAACCACAUGGCUUCUUGUUGAAAACAUGUUUUAGGGAGACAGUUACGUUGCAUAAUCAUCAGAAUUAUCUUGUUCGCUUUGAAUGGAUACCAGUAAACACAGAAAGAGGAAUGUCAUUUUCCAUUCGUCCAAGUAAAGGCAUUGUUGAACCAUACUCCUCAUUGGAAUGUGAAGUAACAUGGCUGCCGGGUUUCAGUGCUCCAGACAAGGGAGAAUUUAUUCUUCAAGUUGAUGAAGGAAACACGAUGACACUAAAAUGUGUUGCACAUCGUGGUAUCACCAAGGUCUUGUUUUUGGAGCCAAGGAUACUCUUCAAUAAUAGUCCUCAAGGUUUAACAACUUGCAAGAAAGUCAUUCUUCACAAUGUAGGACAAAACCAUGCCUAUUUCAAGGUUUGCAGUAAGAGUCUUAUGUCUAUCAUUAAUAUUGUUCCAUCAGAAGGAAUAGUUCCCUUUGGGGGGCUAACUGUUGUCACUAUCACCUGUACACCUACCUUGGCAGAAAGAUUCGAUGUAUUAGCAAAGGUUGCUAUACGCCACGGAAGUGACAUAGAACUUAGGAUUGGUGGAACUGCUGACGUUGCUGAUAUUGAAAUCAUACCAGACACAUUUAUCUUCAGCGGCACCUUUCUUGGCGGUACCCAGAUUAUUCCAUUUUUGGUAAAGAACAAAGGCAUAACACGUGCCAGAGUGGAGUUUAAUCUAGAAGGUCAUUUAUAUUUUUCAAUGGUUUUUAAACACAAAACAGGGAAACACAAAGACCCUGCAUUUCCUGACCGGUAUUAUUUAGAGUUAGAGGGAGAGACAUCUAUGGAAUGUGGCAUAUUAUUUGCUCCCGAAGAAGUGACAACGUAUGAAUUUGACUUUGACAUUCACAUUAAUUUCUUUGAAUCUUCAAAACUUUACACUCAAUAUCGUUUGUCACAAUCUCCUGUGCCUCGGGUUCCUCUUAUUCGACCAUGUCAUGUUCAAGCUACUGUAUUGCAAGCACCAGUGAAUUUAUCUAGAACUCAAUUUAUAUUUGAUAUCCCACCAUAUGCUUUGAGGUAUAAGAAAAGGGUCUCAAAAACUCAGCAUAUUAUCUUACAUAAUUUCUCAAAAAGAACUGUGGAGUGGUGUUUCGAUAUUACUAAUGCUGAGAAACUUUUCAAAGAGGGCAUAUUCGAGUUUAAUUUAUUAAGUGGGACUCUACUACCAAAUGAAGAGUAUAAAGUUUUCUUAAGGUUUUGUCCAACUCAUGCUGUAAAAUACACAGCUAAUGUACCUGUACGUUUAAAUAACAGUCCAGUUUGCUACCAAAUGUUACAUCUGAUUGGAGAGCUAAAAUUGCCCAAGUUAUCAUUUGACCGUGAAUUCAUGUAUUUUAUCCCUGUUCCUUUGGAUGUAGCAAGUGUGAUGGAUGUCAACGUUUUACCUCAGAGUUAUUACAGAGAAUCAAGUAUAAAGGUUGUGAUUCCCCCAGCACAGCUUCUUGGUAUUGAUGAAGAGGAUCACCCUCUUACUGUGAGUUUUCCAAAAGGCACAGUCAUUGAAGCCUCUCUUGAUGGAAUUAACACUGAACUCAUCUGCCGCUUUAGCUUCAAAUCAUCUAAACCUCUGACAAUUGUCACUAAUGUUCUUUUCUGUGAUGACAGAGAUUGCAGGUUUUCACUUCCAGUUAUUGCAACAGCAGAAAGCUGCAUUCUUACUACUUACCCAUAUAUGGCAUUUCAUAUUGAUGAGGAAAACAUUAUUGUAAGGAAUGAUAAGGAUCCCAGCCUUGUGAAGAUUUCAAAACAUGUUUCGCUUCCCUAUGAAAAAGAUGGAUUAUCUUCUCCUGCUCCAUCUAAAUGUGAGGAGAUUGAUCCUGCAAAGAGAUUCUUCAUCGGAAUAGAAGAAACACCUGGAAAAGUGAAAAGCCCAAGAAGUGAAAAGCCUAAGAAGAAAGGAGAUAAAUCAGUGGAAAAGCAGGAGGAAAAUAAGAAAUUCUGUCCUGAUCCAGGAACAAAGGCAUAUGACUUCAUUCAGAAGAUUGUAAAUGCAGUUCAGACCUGGUUCAGCCUCUUCGGCUGGCCUGACGGACCACAUUCUCUUUCUGUUCCAGACAGUAUAAGAAGGGAUGUGAGUAAAAUGCAAGCCUUCGGAUCAAUCUCAUUAGAUCAAAAACAUGCCAAAGCAAAUAACUUUUUAAGAUACACUAAAACCAUUUAUGAUGUGAUACGCCACUUGAGUGGAGUAAUGCCUGAUGGGAUUAAUCCUAGUCAGUCUUUACCUGUGGAUUACAUUGAAAGGCUGAUUCAACUUCAUUUGCAACAUUCUUUGGUUCUUGACUUUCUCAGAGCUCGAGGAGCAUAUCUUUCUUAUAUACAGCCAGAAUUUCUGUUCGAACCAGAAGAUUACAAGAAAUGGGUUGAAAUGAGAACUAAAGCCUUGUCAGUAUGUUCCUCUUUACCUAAGGAAAAGCCACCAUGUUCCUCUUUACUUAAGGAAAGGCGAUAUAUUGUUAUAGAUAUGACUGAGUUUGAAACCUGGAGUCAACGGGCAUGGACAGAUGUACUCCUUCAGAUAUACAAGGUUCUGAUAUUAUCCCAGAUUCUACCACAUUCCCCAGAUGAUAUGCCCUCCAUACAUACUCAGAAGUCACCAAAAGUCAAUCCUUGUUUUAUAGACAGCAACGUAUAUUCUGAUUCUGAAAGACUUUUGCUUAGUUGGUUGAACACAAAUUAUGAGAAUGCCCGACAUAUUGUAUGGAAAAAGUGUCCAAAAGAUUGUAUUCCCUCUGAGAGAUGGAUACUAAAUUUUGACAAACACCUUUCAGAUGGCCUUGUUUUUGCCACAGUGUUGGGAGCCUAUUGUCCAUUUCUGGUUGAGCCUUAUUUUAUGAAUAUGUACACACAACCAAAAGGUCCUGAACAGUAUUUUCACAAUUGCGCGAUUGUUGUGGAUAGUCUUCGUGAAAUUGGCUUUAGCAUUGGCAUACAGGCCUGUGACAUCUGUGACUAUAAUCCAAUUCUGAUGCUCAUGCUUUGUGUCUACAUGUAUGAAAGACUCCCUACAUAUCUCCCCAAGAUGUUGGUGACCUUUCAGUGUUCUUUACAUGACACUGCGAAGAGAAAGGUUCUAGUGAAAAAUUCAAGCUCGAAAAGAUUAGUGUAUAAUGCUACAAUCAUUGGAAGAGAUGCCGCUGACUUCACCCUCUCCCCCACAGAGAGUACUGUGACAGUUCCUCCAAAAGACACAGUCCAUAUUACUGUGAAAUUCAACAGUCGCUUCCUCCAUCCUGCCAAAGCUUCACUAAUACUAAUUUCAGUACCUAAUAUGGCAGUGGGAGGCACUACAAUGAUUUUUUCUCUUAAGGGUGAAGUCCGCAAAUUUAAUUCCAUGAAAAUGAUAAAAUGCAAUAGCCCGUGUUAUACAUGGAAAGAAAUCACUGUGAACAUUAAAAAUCCUUUCCAUACUGCUGGUGACUUUAUGGCCACUUUGGUGGAAUCCUCAACAUUUAUCUGCUUUACAUCCCAAUUAAAAGCAUCUGGACAAUCUGUUCACUUCAAACUCCACAGUGAUUCUGAGAAUGACAGUGAACAGGAUACUGCCCCCAAAACCUUAAAAACCUCAAUUAGGUCCAGUUUCAUCAGAGAGUUCUUCUGCCCAUCACCGACUGUUCACCUGAAAGCAGGACCAAAAGGGACUUCAAGCCUGGAGCUCUUCUUUGUUCCCUUUGACAUGCAGAUACGCUACUGCAUCAUUAUCCUUAGCAACAAAAUGAUUGGAGAAUUAGUAUACAUUGUGGAAGGAAAAGGUAUGGCCCCCUUGCCUUCCAAACUACCUGCAAUGACUUCCUCAAAUUUAUAUGACUACACAUGUUCUCCAGAAGGUAGACUUGAUGAGGACAAUCCAGUUCUGUAUUUGAAAUGCAAACCCUGUCAUACGUUGGAUACGGACCUUAUAUUGCCACUGACGAACGAAGUCAAGGAAAAGGCAUUGGCUUUUGCAGCACAGCAGCAGAUGUCAGAUGUAGAGUAUCAGCGGAGGUUGCUCACGGGCACUCUGGAGAGCAGUAGUAUCCGCGUGGCCAUCGCCAUCCUGGGGCUGACCAGGGUCGAGACUUGUAUGCUUUUUAAUAUCUCAAAGUUAAAGCAGCCUAAGUCCGUUUUAUAUACAACAGAAGUAAGCCUUCCAGGAUAUUUUUAUGUCCCCAAGGAAAUCCACAUUCCUCAGUAUCCGGAACCUCAAGUCAGUAAAUUGAGUUGUAAAAAAAUUCCAGAAGGAUCUUUUUCAGUUCCUUUAAAAUUUGCUCCUCUCUGUCCUGGACGCUACCCUUGCAACAUUUUGUUAACAUCAAGGUAUGAUGUUCGCGUCUACUACAUUGAAGGCGUGGUGAGUGAUGAAUGUCCAGAGACCAGAUUUGAUUUCGUAACACCAGCAUUUGAAGCCCUUACCCAGAAUAUUCCAAUAGUUAAUAGGACAAUGAAUGACUGGAGAUGUCACAUGCAUAUAGAAGGAGAAUGUUUUUAUGGACCUCGUGAUUUCUCUGUCAAACAAGGUGAAACAGCACAAUAUCCUCUCACAUUCAAACCUCUUUUGGAAUGUGAGGUUAUGGGUAAACUUACUGUACAAAAUAAAGCCGAUGGUAUGGAGCAUGUCUUUGCCAUGAAAGGGAUUGGUAGAAGACCUGUGGCCUUGGACUCUAUCACUGCCCACUGUCAGGUGGGGAUCCCAGAAGAUAGAACCAUAAUGGUGCCCAAUCAUACAAAGAGCAGAAUAACAUUUAAGGUAUCUUCAAAUGUUCCCAUAGUGUGGGGAAAGCAAAGCAUCACCAUAGAACCUGGUAGUGCAAUUCCAUAUAUUCUACACAUAAGCUCUUGGAAACGUGGUGUAUUCAAAGGUAAACUUUCAUUUUCCAUUGAAAACAGUCAAGAUGGUGAUUUUGAGAAAGACUCAGAUGAAGAUCAAGGUCAACAUGAAAUUCAACAUCAGGAUGGAAGAUCUUUUUUUAAGAAAUUGUCAGAAAAAUCCAUCAAGCUUGAUACGGCAGGCUUAGAUGAUGAUGAUAGCACUAUACAAGUCUGGUAUAAUCUUGAGAUCCAUAUCUAUCCUGGGAAACCUGUAAACAUUAUUGAAAUUAAAUGUGUUGCUAUGGAGACCACUUGUUUUGAAAUACCUCUCCGUAAUGCCAAAGAGAUAACUCUUCAAAUAGAAGUGCUGUUAUCAAGUCCUGCCCUUAGUGGAAUCAAGAAAUUUGUGCUGAAUCCAGAAGAAUGUAUCGACUAUGCAGUAUGCUAUACUCCAGCGGCUACAGGCUGUAGAGAGGAAAACAUUAUUUUUCAACCUGAUAAGGUUCUAGAGUUCUGGUAUAUACUGAAAUUUACUGUCGAACUCCCAAAUUCAACCAAAUUGCCAGAAAUGGUGUGUGACCUUGGAAAGUUUAUCAUUCAGAACUUUCCUUUAACUAAUCCUACACAUGAAACCUUAGAAUUGCAAGUAAGAAACAGUAAUCCUGAUAAUUUCUUCCUGGAUUCUCAGAAAUUACUGCUGACCAUGGCUCCUCUCUCCACGGAAAGGAUACGUGUUCGCUUUUGUCCUUCUGCUCUUGGAAGAGCUGGUCAGCAAGCUACUCUUACCUUCUACUGUGCUCAGUUUGAAGAAUGGAAAUUUCUCCUUUCUGGAAUAGGACUAUUUCCCCAGCCUCUAGAAAUAGAAAGAAUCACCACCUACCUUCAGCAGCUAGCAUCUCUGGCUAUAAUUUUCAAAAAUCCCACAGAUGAACAUGUUUUAAUCGAUGUCAUACUAACAAAUCGGGAAAUGCCGAAGAAUCUCGCCCUUGGCAUUCAGUGCGAUAGCUUCCUCAUUGAGACUACUGCCUUCAAGCUUAGUAUGGAACGCUCACAUGGAAUUGAAUUGCCUCCUAGAGGGAAUAUUCCAAUCACAGUGUGUUUUAAUCCCAAAGUUAUGAAAUUAAGGAAGACAAUGGCCGUUGUUCAAAUGAGGAGGGCAGAUGGAACAAAGUGGCCUAUUGACAAUUUUGAUGAAUUGAGUCCAGAGUUGAAAAGAAUGAUGGUAGCAGACAGUGGAGAAAUGCAAGCAAUACGAUGGAUAUACCCUAUUCUUGGACUCCCACAGGCAAAACAUGAUGAAUUCCCUCCAGUUGUCAUAAAAUGUCAGUCCAGGAAACGGAUAGAAAAGAAUUUGAAAGUCACAAUUACUGGUGAUUUUAUUGGAGAUCAUCCUAUCUUAAAUGUAUCAGAUUUUGUAGUGAUUCCAAAAAAACGUUCAUAUGCAUCUUAUGAAGAUAUCGAUGGAAUACCUAUAAAACGUGAAUUUGAAUAUGAAAUUCUAUAUGAAUCUGACGAAGUAAGAGUUGACUUACAGCCCUCUGUGGCUGUAUAUUUGAUGAAGAGAUCUUACAAUAUCAAGACUCAAGUGAUAACGUUGGACUUCAACGUGAUAUUUUCACCAAAGAAACCAAUGAAGUCUCAAAUUAUACUAAAAAUAGAGUGUAUAACAGAUGGCAUCUGGAACUUUCCCGUAACAUUGAUUGCUACUGAGCCUGAGGUGGAUGAUGUAAUUAAUAUUGAAGGAAAAGGUUUAUUUAAGGAAGCUGUUACUGAAUUCUGGCUGUCCGGUCGGAAAAGAUAUACUGAUGACUUCGUGGCAUACUUCCUACCUGACAGUGAUCCUGAGUUUUUCGUAAAACCUGAGUCUGGAGAAAUUCCUCCUUUUGACAGUAAUGGGAUUACCCUCCUGGUGGGUUUUAAACCCCAAAUGUAUGGCAGAAAAUAUAAAGCAAGAUUAGUAAUACAGACGGCCGAUAUGUACUAUUUGUAUGCUGUCAAUGGAUUACCCCAAAACACCAAACCACCAAAGAAUGUCAAACCCAAAAUUGAUGCAACUAAUAAGAACUUUGAUGACAGGACAGUUACUCAGCACAAUUUUAUCAAAGAAAAUAAUAAGAUGGUAAGGACAGGGGCAUCCUCUACCAUCAAGGGAGAGUCUUUGAUGUUGAAGAAUAAAUAA